AUGAUUGGGGAAUUCGAUUGGAAGCUCGAGCAGACGAGCAAGGGCGACACCUGGAGCCGCUGCCUGGACAUGCUGUGGAGGGGCGUGGAGAGGGCAGAGUCCAGCGAGGUGAACUUUGUCCCCACUCACCAUUGGAUACCUCCCAGCGCGGACCGCUCCAAUGAGGUCGGGGGCUACUGCCUCAUGUCAGGCACCAACGGCCACAACAAGUGCAAGGGGUGGUCCGACCAGCUGGUGUCUGAUUUCAGGGAUGGCAUGACUGUCUGCUUUGCAGAGGCGCUGCGCCUUGGCCUGACCAUUGGGAUUCGCCCCCACCUGGACGACGGCACUGGUCACGGGGCGUGGCGCAAUGCCCUGCUGCUUGAGCCCAGAAAGCGCUACAAUGGCGCCUCCUAUUACGACAUCAUGCUGGCGCCCCUGGCUGACGCCAUGCGCAGCGCCCUGGAGCAGACCCAGGGACUCCGCAAGGGCCAGCCAAAACCCACAAUUUACUUUGCCAUGCAGGGCGAGAUGAGCGCGACGGUGAUGCGGUACCCUCGGGAGUGGGGCGCCCUGGUGGAGCCCCUGAGGAAGCGCGUGGGGCCGCUGGCGGCCGUCAAGUUUGGCAUCGGCCUCAACUGGAACCGCCUGGACGACACCAGCUCGACAUCGCAGACUUACCAGUCCUCCCGCCUGAGCUGGGCCGCCUGGGCGCUCGGCCUGUCCGACUUUUUCGGCCCGGCCGGCUCCGCGCCGCCGCUCGACGCGGCGGGCCUGCGGGCGCUGUUCCAGCAGCACCUGCAGUUCGUGGGCGUCAGCGCGUACGCGCCGCUAAGCGGGCCGGGGUUUGCGACCAAGGAGCUGGAGAACGCGGCGUUCACACUUGGGGAUGAGAUGCGGAACAUGGGCAUUGAUAUGCAGGGCCUGAUUGACAGCGGCGCCCUGGAGCUGCACUACAGCGAGUACGGCCUGGGAGGGGGGGCCCGCUACUCAGGCACCACCAUCGCGACCAGCCCCUCAGAGGUCGCCCUGCGCCCCUUUUUUGGGAUCUACGGGCCCUACCGCAGUGCCUCCGACCCUUGGUCGCUGCCGGCCAACCGCGCGCUGCAGAGGGAGGUGUCCAAGGUGUUCAUUUGGUGCCUGGCCAGCUGGGACGUCCUGGGCGUGUACCCUGAGGCGACGACGAGCGAGGGCAGCUACCACGACCCCACGGUCUCCGCCCUCGUGCGGGCCCACAACGCAGCAGUGCGAAAGUAG
Molecule: messenger RNA, 1236 nt
Organism: Monoraphidium neglectum
Lineage: Eukaryota; Viridiplantae; Chlorophyta; Chlorophyceae; Sphaeropleales; Selenastraceae
Exons: 10
Coding region: 1-1236 (411 amino acids)
Source: RefSeq, a predicted model, not a curated record